CUUAAAUAAAAGCAGCCACAAAGGGACAACGGACAAGGUUAAGUGGAAAUGGGAGAGUACCAGUCCAUGACAUUCACUCAUGGCCUCAUGGAAAGUGCUUUGAGAGAGAGAAAGAGAAGAAGCUUUUAGAGCGAGAGGGAGGGAGAGAACGCUUUCUGCCGCCUGCUGCACUCUGGAAUCAACAGUUCGUUCGCUGCCGUUGCGGAUGAGUUUUGGCGUGCUUUUGCUUAUGAAGUUAAGGCAAUCUGCAUCGGCCAUUGGACCCGUUUCUGCUGCUAGGGAACCCUAAUUCUGAAGUCCAGCCAUUGUGGAGAAUGCGCUGCCAAGGUCACUGGAAUUUCUGGAUUCAUGGUUUCUUCGUCUCUCUGCGUUUGCCAGUCUCGUUGGAGCGUCUUUUUCAACCAAUGAGUGCCCGAUCUUGCAUGGCUGGGUUUUGAUGACGGCAGCAACAUGUAGAACUGGUCAACGAAGGUUGUAAAUAAAUAGAACAGUAUUAACUGUAAGAGAUGUUACGUAACAAAGAAAUAGAGGAUUUAUGUGAUGACAACUUUGAAGGUUCUAAUGAUGAAAGGCAGAUUUUUACUGAGAUAUUUUUCAGUAAAGAUAGUGUUCAGCCUAGUCAGAGGUGUCUUGUUACUGGAGUCAUCAACUUUGAAUGUGAAUCUAGUAAAAACACAAAUAUUUCACUCUGCUCUAGCAAUGAAAACUCAGUCACAAGAAGCCCCUCUUCUUCAAAAGUUACACAUUCUGAGGAUGAUUGUGACGUGAUUCAGACUUUGAAAGGGACUGCUCUUGGUUGUAUGCCUGAUAGAUUCAAUUAUGAAGGCCCAAAUCAUGAGGAUGUAAAUGUCAAACGCAUGAAAUUUUCCCUGCAUGAACUUCCCUAUAGAUCCAAUUUCAAAAAGGUUUUGAGUUCACCAAAACUUUCAAAAGAAUAUGUCACUGACAUGGCUGGUGCUGCUAUAGACUUUGAUAGUAAACCACUUUCACUUCGUUUAGUUGAAUCGUCAAAGCAUGGUGUGAUAUCCAGUUGCUAUCUGUUGAAGCAUAGCAUGAUGCUGAACAAAAAAAGAGGUAAGGAUGAUGUAGAUGUUUCAAAUUGUACAAAAACCACUGUGGAUGGAAAUUUGGCCAAAGAAGUGUCUACAAGUAAAGCGGCUGCUUCUCCUGUUUCCCAAGAGAGCUUUGCAAAUAAGCUUGUAGUAACAAGUCCAUUUAUCACUGCUAUGGAGAAAUCUGGAUCUCAUUUCCAAUUUGAGGAGAUACCCAAAGGAUUUUUAUCCUAUGAUUUGGAUAAGUCAAAUUUAUCAUUGACACCAGACCUUAAGAAGGACCCCCGUGAUUUAUUGCAUCACCGUAGCGUGCAGUUGCUUAUGAUGGCUGGAUGGUCUAUGGAGAAGCGUAAGAGACCUUGUAGACGCUACUUUGAGUCUAUUUAUUGGACGCCAGAAGGAAGGCCAGUCCGUGAGUUUAUAAAAGCUUGGAGGUUAUGUGGUCAGUUUUUGUCAGUCGACAAAUACAGUUCAAUGCAGGAUAGUUGUAAAGAAUGGGCUGAUUUUGGCCAAUUCUGGUCUGAUCUAUCCCAUGCACUGAUCAAUGUUGAAAAGGAAAUAAACCAGUCAGAGUCUGCUGCUAUGUUAGCUUAUCAAUGGUGUCUCCUGGAUCCGUUUGUAGUUGUAAUUUUUGUUAAAAGAAAGAUUGGUGCACUGAAAAAGGGGGAGCUAGUGAAGGUGACUCGAAGUAUAGUUUCUAGAAAUUAUAGGAUGGCAUGUACACCCAAAAGUUCAGCUUGGGAGGAUUCUCCUGCAAUUCCAUUUGAUCUGAAACAUGGGUCAGCUUUUCUUUUUGAUUCUGCUACUGCCACUCAGAGCAAACUAACAACAUCUUCGCUCAAUUACCGUGCCCGUAAUCAGAAAACUGGGGAUGGAAAUAACUUAGGAUAUGAACAGACAAUUAAUGGGAUGAUAAAACUUCCAGUAUUUGAAUGUAAUGGUAUUGGUGACAAGGAAGAGAUGUACUUAGAGCACAACACUGACAGCACGGUGAAUCAAUGUAGGAAAGUGUCUGUAUAUGAAAGGAGCAGACUUGGAAAAGGCUUGUUAACUGAUGAUGAGAUGGGUUUUACUGGUACACAGUCCAGUGCUUGUACUUCCAAUGUUACUACAACUUCUGGAAAUUCAAAUCAGGCAUUUAGGGGGCUUAAAAUAAACACUUGUCUGGAAAGUAAUGUUAGAAAUUUUGAAAGCUCUGAUGAAAAGUACUUGGAAAAUUUGCUGGAAACAGAUAAGAGAGUAGCUGGGGAUGUGCCAAUGGACAAGGCAGAGGAAAAGGAUCAAUCAGAUGGCGAAGUUCAGGAUUGUUAUGGAAGUCAUCUGCGGGAAUCCCUGAAUAGAUAUCCACAAGGAGCAAGAGAUGGCCUGGUUCAUUGUCAUGCCUCAGAGGGUGUUCAACAGUCUGAAUAUGUUGAGGAAGGGUGUGGACAAAGCUCAAGAGCUUCGGUGCUUGAGACAGACAACACAUGUUCUACCCAUGAUGUUAUUCUGAAAAAGAAGAUACAGAGGAAGUGUAAAAGGGUAUCUGAAAUUAAACUUAAUAUGCUAUAUGAAAGUGACAUGAUGGGUUUUACAGUUACAGACGACGCCCUAUUACCAAGUGGUGGGGUAUGUGGUACUCACUUAGGAUUUGAAGAGGGUGAUCAUGUAGCUGAUGAUGCAGAGGAUGGAGGAGCCUGUGGUAAAGUAUCAUCAAUCAGUUUGUUCCAGCAACAACAUAUUGGGAGUACAAAUGCAAAGUUUAGAAAGAGCUGUCAUAACUAUGACCCUAUAACUGAAAAACCAAAGUCUAGUGGAUGCCAGAUUGCAGAUGAUGACCUGUUGGUUUCAGCUAUUUUUAAGAAAACUGGUUUCAUCUCAAAGACAGCUCGAGAUCAAUCUAAAUCUAAAUCCUGCAAAUCAAAAGCUCAGAGAAAGCUGAGGAGGCAAAAGGGUCACUGCAGGUUGCUACCAAGGAACCUUGGCAAUGGGGGGAAGCGCCUUAAGGAAGGCAAGAGGUGUUAUCUUGGGGCAAGAACAGUGCUGUCAUGGUUGAUUGAAAAUGGGAUCAUAUCUUUAAAUGAUGUGAUUCAAUACCGAAGCCUUAAAGAUAAUGCUGUCAUUAAGGAUGGUAGGAUUACCAGGGAUGGUAUUAUAUGUACGUGUUGCAAUAAGUUGCUUACAUUAUCUGAGUUCAAGUUUCAUGCUGGGUAUAGAUUGGAUCGCACCUGCUUGAACCUUUUCAUGGAGUCUGAUGAGCCCUUUACAUUGUGCCUGCUUCAAGCUUGGUCUGCUGAAUACAAGGCCAGGAAAAGUGGGAAUCAAACUGUAAAAGUUGAUGAUGACGAUGGUGAUAAAAAUGAUGACUCAUGUGGAUUGUGUGGUGAUGGCGGUGAGUUGAUAUGCUGUGAUAACUGUCCAUCAGCUUUUCAUCUUGCUUGUUUGUCCACUCAGGAUAUCCCUGAAGGCAACUGGUACUGCACAAACUGCACUUGUGGGAUUUGUGAGAAUUUUGUCAAUGAUAAAGAGGCUUCUGGUGCUUGUGAUGCAUUGCAGUGUUUACAGUGUGAGCAAAAAUAUCAUGGAAAGUGUCUGACUGGAGGCGGUAAACCAGAAGGGGAAGUUUCUGGCAGUUGGUUUUGUGGUGGACUCUGUCAAGAGGUAUACUCUGGUCUUCAAUCUCGGGUUGGACUUGUUAAUCAUAUUGAUGAUGGCCUCUCAUGGAUGCUUCUUAAAUGCAUCCGGGAUGACCAAAAGGUUCAUUCUGCCCAGUGGUUUGCCCUCAAGGCGCUAUGCAAUACAAAAUUAGCUGUUGCCCUUACCAUCAUGGAGGAGUGCUUUUUGUCAAUGGUGGAUCCUAGAACAGGCAUAGACAUGAUACCCCAUGUUUUAUACAAUUGGGGGUCUGAUUUUGCUCGACUGAAUUUUCAAGGGUUUUAUACUGUGGUAUUGGAGAAGCAAGAUAUCUUAAUUUCUGUUGCAUCUAUCAGGGUGCAUGGAACUACAGUUGCAGAGAUGCCACUUAUUGCAACUUGCAGUAGGUAUCGUCGGCAGGGAAUGUGCCGACUCCUUGUGAGUUCAAUUGAAGAGAUGUUAAUAUCUGUCAAGGUAGCAAAGCUUGUGAUAGCAGCCAUUCCAGAUUUAGUGGAGACUUGGACCAAGGGUUUUGGAUUCAGACUUGUAGGUGCUGAUGAAAAGCAGAAACUGAACAAAAUAAACUUGAUGGUUUUUCCUGGGACUGUGUUACUUGAAAAACCCUUGUUCAAGGAAGAUAAAACAGAAGAUGACCCGGCCAAAGUAGGUGUGUAUUGUAAAGGAAUGGAGAUGGCCGAAUCAUUGCAGCAAGAUGUUGGAGACACCUCUGCAGAUGAAAUUGGUGCUAAGUCUGACGCUGAACAUGUUUGCAGCGAGAAUGACCCAGAUUACAGAAUUGAAUCACUGCAGCAGCAUGUCCAAAACAAUUAUACUGAUGAACUUAGUGCUAAGUCAGAAACAGAACAUGUUUGCAGCAAGAACUUCGCAGAUUACAGAGCUGAGUCAUCAUUAGGAUUGAAAGAAACGGCAGAUCGGAAUACCUAUUUAAGCGGAGAGAAGAUCAUGGGCCUUGUAAAGCAGUGUGAUGACUUGCAGAAAUAUAUCAAAGUGAAAAAUAUGCACGAAUUGAGAAACAGCGCCAAACUGGAAGCCACAAAUGAGUCCGUACAGCACUCUAGUGAGAACUGUUGCACUAACAGAGAUGGUACUGAAAUUGAGAAAAGGAAUAUCAAGGCUGGUGAAGGUCACGAGAAUGGCUUGCGGGGCCCCUUUUUGCAGAAGUCCUGCAAGCCAGUAUUAGGCAACAAUUUUGACGUGGAUUCCAUAAUUGAAUCCUCGGGGAUGUAUGAUGAAACACAACUUUCUUUGCAACAGAGUUCGCAGGAAGCAUGUGAGAUAAUGAAUGAAUGAAAAUCAGAAAGGAAUUAGUUGUUCAGAGAUAUGGUAUGUUAUUCUGAUGGUACUUAUGGGUCAGCACUCCGUGGUGCACCUUGGGAAAAUUUGACUGCAAAGGAAAACACAAGUUUAAAGACUGUGACCCCAUUACGCAUUCAGCAUAAUUAAGUCUAGCAUGCGGUUAAAAAAUAGAAAACUGCAUCGGAGUCUUGACAUGAGGUGAAUCUGGAUCCUCUCCAUUCUUUUCUUCUCGUUUCAUCUCGAUAUUUGUGUUUACUUGGCUUCAAGACUAAAUUGAAAGAUGAAAUCUUACAAAGUUCUUUGUAA
Molecule: messenger RNA, 5288 nt
Organism: Prosopis cineraria
Lineage: Eukaryota; Viridiplantae; Streptophyta; Magnoliopsida; Fabales; Fabaceae
Product: increased DNA methylation 1
Exons: 10
Coding region: 507-4976 (1489 amino acids)
Molecular function (GO): acyltransferase activity, transferring groups other than amino-acyl groups
Source: RefSeq, a predicted model, not a curated record